Molecule: messenger RNA, 9083 nt
Organism: Bombina bombina (fire-bellied toad)
Lineage: Eukaryota; Metazoa; Chordata; Amphibia; Anura; Bombinatoridae
Gene: TGFBR3
Product: transforming growth factor beta receptor 3
Exons: 17
Coding region: 244-2694 (816 amino acids)
Source: RefSeq, a predicted model, not a curated record
UGCGUCCCAUAGACAGGGAACAUGAAACUGGAGCCCAUAGGGAGCUGACAGCGGGCAUCGGCUCCUUCCCAUCUCCCUGAGACUCGUGGGCAGCGCAAGGAUUCUAGCGGGUUAAAAAAAAUAACAACCCUCAGCCAGCACAAGAUCAGCUGGGAUCACAAAACCUCAGACAUCUGGGAUCACUGCUGGGCUAUUUCCAUUGACUUAUAAAGUUUUCCUAAAGAAUAUUGUGUAGAAGACAAGAUGACCUCAGUGUGUACCCUGGCAGCAGGAUGCCUUCUUUUGUGCUUGUGCACAGCAUCUGCAGGUCCUUUGCCUGAACCUCAGUGUAUACUAUCAGCCGCCUCUGAUUCUCACCCUGUCAAAGCGCUACUGGAGAGUUUUACGAUAUUAUCUGGCUGUGCGAGCAAAGGAACGGCAACUCAUCCUCAAGAGGUCCACAUCAUAAAUCUGAAGUGUUCCGAGGAAGACCACUGUCAAAAUGAGAACGAGGUCACGUUGCAUUUGAACCCAAUCUCCACAAUGACCGUUCAUCAGAAGCCGCUGGUGUUUAUCCUGAACGCUGCCCACUCCCUGACUUGGAAGAUAAAGACAGAGAGACUUGUACCAGACGUUCCAAGAUUCUUCUUUGUAUCGGAGGGCUCUUCUGUUGAGUUUGAAGAAGGAAAUUUCUCCUUGUCGGCACAAACUGAAGAAAAACACCUCCCUCAAGGAAAUGAGCAUUUGUUACAUUGGGCCCAAAAUAAUUAUAAGGCUGUAACAUCCUUUACUGAAGCCAAACUGUCCAGAAACAUUUAUAUCAAAGUUGGUGAAGAUCCAGUAUUUCCUCCAACAUGUAAAAUUGAAAAGAAUUUCCUUUCCCUGAAUUACCUGGCUCGCUAUCUUGAGCCACAGGCUGUUGAGGGCUGUAUACUGACUGAACCGGAGGAGAGAGAGGUUCAUAUCAUUGAACUGGAGGCUCCAAACUCGAAUCCAUACAGUUCGUUCCAGGUGGACAUAGUUGUCGACAUCAUACCAGCCCGAGCAGAUACUACACUCGUCAAGAAUCUUGUACUUAUCCUCAAGUGCAAAAAGGCGGUCAAUUGGGUUAUCAAGACUCAAGAUAUUCAAGGGAAGCUAGAAGUACUAAGCCCAAAUAGCAUCGGAUUUACAAGAGAGACUACUAGCUCCUUGUUCGCGAGCAAGUCCGUGAUACAAAACAUUCCUUCGACACAGGAAAGCUUAAUGAAGUGGGCUAAGGAAAAUAGAUAUUACCCAGUUACUUCGUACACAAUCGCACCCCUUGCAAACAGGUUUCAAAUAACACUCGAUGACAUCGUGGAGAUGAACGAUGGAGAUCACCACUCAAUUCCUCCUGAGUUAACUGAGCUAUUACUCAAUAGUAAUAACCAUAAUAAAGGGCUUCCGUAUACAUUACCUGUAAUUAGGGGGAAUGUUUUUGGGAUGGAUGAGAAACCUGAAGAGGCUCAAGGCCAUAUUAACAUGGCUUUCUCUGUUAAGUGCGACAACCAGAAGUUGCUGGCGGCCAUUGAAAAGGACAGCCUGCCGGCAAAUGGGACCGAAGUUUCGCUGCUUGAUCCAAAAUGCAAAGCAACACAAAACAAUACUCAUUUUAUUUUGGAGACGUCGUUGACCGGAUGUGGAACGCAGCACAAUGUUGACGACUUAAAGAACAUUGUUUACUACAACACAAUUGUUAUACAGCUGUCAUCAAACACUGAGGGAAGUGGCUGGACUAAUGAUGAUGAGGAUUUGGAAUCUGGAGAUGACAGAUUUCUAGGCGACAUGGACGAAGCUGAAAUCAGCCUCCUCUCUCUUGCCUUUAAGAGGCCUGAAAUUGUGGCGUUUAACUGCACGGUUCAUCAGGAGUCUGAUCCCUUCAUACCUGCGCCACCCGGACCUGCAAUAAGCAAUGUCACAUUUAAUAUGGACCUUUACGAAACAGAUUUAUUCCUCACUCCUUCUCAAAAACUUUAUUCUGUAGCAGAAAAUGGACAGGUUUACGUACAGGUUUCUGUAACAAAGGCAGACAAAGAGUUGGGAUUUGCUAUACAAACUUGUUUUAUUUCACCGUACUCUAAUCCCGAUCUCAUCUCCGAAUAUACAAUUAUUGAGAACAUUUGUCCUAAAGACGAAUCGGUAAAAUUUUACAACGUAAAAAGGAUGAACUUCCCAGUGUUACAGGAACAGAUGGAUAAGAAGAGAUUCAGUUUCAUAUUUAAACCGAUGUUUAAUACGUCUCUUCUCUUUCUUCACUGCGAAUUAACUUUGUGCACCAACACGGAACAAGAGAUGGACGGGCUGCCCAGGUGCGUUCCUCCUGAUGAAGCGUGCACGUCCCUUAAUGUUGAUAUGAUUCUUGCUAUGAUGUCCAACAAGAAGACUUUUUCUAAGCCGCUCGCCGUUAUUACUCACGUGGAGAAAACAGGUCCGUCAAUAAAUGCAAACCGUCCCAGUGCUCCACACCCAAUCUUCUAUGGCUUGGACACUCCCACUGUCGUUGGUAUUGCAUUUGCAGCAUUUAUAAUUGGUGCACUAUUAACGGGAGCUUUGUGGUACAUCUAUUCACAUACUGGUGAUACAGCAGGAAGACAGCAGGUUCCCACAUCCCCACCAGCCUCUGAGAACAGCAGCGCCGCUCACAGUAUUGGCAGCACACAAAGCACCCCCUGUUCCAAUAGCAGCAGCGCCUAACCCAGGCAGCUGAAGACCAACGUAAAGGGCAGAGGUUCAAAGUCUCUGUUUGUUGACAUAAGAGCUCUAAAGCUGGAAAGAUUCAUACUGUUCCUUUCUGAAAAGGGAAAAGGGAUCUCAGUGUAAUAUUCAUUUUUUUUUCUUCUCUUGGUAAAUGCAGUCUUUGGACCUUUCCAGAUCAUGCUUUGCCAAAAGUGGUAAUACUACUAAUUAUGCAGUGUACAAAUCUGCAACACGGCUCUUUGCCUCUCAAUGUGAAGUGUGUGCCAGUUUUAAGAAUGCUGCUUUUAUUCUGUUAAAGGGACCUACAAGUUGUUGUUGUUUUUUUUGUGUGUGUGUCUAAAAGAGCACACUUUAAAGUUGUAUUUUAUAAAAACAAAUCCCUGUGCUGAUAAAAAAAAAACAUACUAUUCAAUGUUUAUGCUUGUAGGAUGUGUCACUAUCCACCAAUACUGCUGUGGGAGCUUUCAUUAUCAGCCAUUGAGUUUCUAAUCUGCUUAAAAUUGGCCACAAUUAUAAAUAUAUAUAUAUUUCAACUUUUUAAUUGUGCUCUUUUAUAUGCACUCCUAUAUGAGUUUAAAGGGAUAUGAAACCCAAAUUUUUUUCUUUCAUGAUUCAGAUAGAGCAUGCAAUUUUAAACAACUUUCUAAUUUACUUCUUUUAUCAAAUUUUCUUUGUUCUUUUGGUAUGUUUUGUUGAAAGCGGAGACGUAAGCUUAGGAGCCGUCCCAUUACUGGAGCACUAUUUCCUGCUAUGUAGUGCUCUAGAUGCCUACCUAGGUAGCUCUAAAACACAGAAGUAAAUUCGAAACUUUUUUUAAACUUGUAUGCUCUGUCUGAAUAAUAAAAUAAAAAUGAGGGGUUUCAUAUCCCUUUAAAGCUCGGUGGCUUUGUAUAUAGCAAAUAUAUAUAUAUAGUAAUCAAUAGAAAUGGGUUGUGGGGUACAGUGUCUGAGGAUUCCCAUGGAUACUUCAGCAUGGAUUCAAUAUUUAGCCACUAGAAAGCAGCACUUUCUGUUAACAAUUUUUUUUUUUAAUUUUUUUUUUUUGAUCCAACUUUAUUUUUUCCAGUCCUAUUUACAAGCAACAAUGGACAAAUGUUUCUCUAAAUUCUAUUUCUAAGAGGCAUCAGCCAUCUUUCUAAUCGUGUCCAAUAAGCAACAGUUAUGUCUUAAUGUAGAAACCGCAAGAGCUCAGCGUCUUUAAUGGUUCUGCUUGUUGCACUUGGAAAAAUACUUUACAAUCCAAGUGUCUGUUGAUGGAAAAAAUGUUUCCAAUUCUAUUCUCCUUUUUUUUAAAAAAAAUAAUUCAACUGUAUAAAAUAGUCUACAUACAGUUCUUUUUAAAAUAAUUGCUUUGUUUUUGUCGGGUUUUUAUUUUUUGCAAAGAGACGACAAAGCAAAGAUUCUCACGAGACAAUAGUUUAGAUGGGGUGAUUCAAGAUAUGUGUUAACACCCGGUGGAAGUAUUGAUUGAAUGUAUAUAAAAAUAAUCUGGAAAAGUGGACAAAUAAUUCUUAACUUUUUUUUGUAAUUAACAUUUUGUAAACAAGGGAAUUGUUUUAGCUUUAUAAGCAAGAUAUUUUAUUGCCUGCAACUAACUCCUAGUGAGGGAUUGUGAUCACUACAGAUAUUUUACAUUUGUACUAUACUUGGGUAUAUUAAAGGUUUUAAAACUAAACAAAGUUCCUAUAAAUAGGUUGUCCAUGAAUAUCGUAAGCAAUUUGCAGUAUAUUUUCAUUAAACCAUAUGUUAUUCAGUGCUGGAUUGGCCCACCAGGAUACUGGGAGAUUUCCUGGUGGGCUGCUGGCGCUGCAGAGCCACAUCUAAUGGGCAGAGGUGCAGAGGGAGCCUUCAGGAAGCGAGGCUUCUGUGCUUGCAUAUAUUCAUGGCCGCUCCGCUACUGUCUCUGGGGAGGGGGCCUGGGGGGGGGAGAUCAGUGGCCCCUUAAAACAGAAGAAUGGCAGACAACUAAGGCAAGGUGGGUGGGGGCUGGUCUGCAAAUAAUUCCAGGCCUGGUUUGAUUUCCCCGUCCAGACCUGAUCUUAUUCUGCAGCUUUCUAAACAGAAAAAUAGCACACACUACCACUGAAAGACAAAACUUUCAAGUAUUUUUAAAUUCCGCUAAUGUUUGUUUUUCGUUUCCACGCAUGCACAACAAGCGCCAAUUUCUCUGGCAUGCAUUAGUGAGGAUUACCCCCAAAGCGCCUUUACAUUCAAGGGUUGGCUUGUGGCAAGACUAUGGGCAACUGGGAAACAUUUUCGUUUGAGAACUGCAUAAUAAGGUCAUUUUUAAUAUGAGCAUAAUGCAAAUUGUUUAAGAGAUUCAUGUAAAGUCUAUCUAUAAGAUUUUAUUUUGGGAGACGUAUGUGUCCCUUUAAGAGAUAUAUGUAACGUCUAUAUAUGAGAUUUUAUUUGGGGGGAAGUAUGUGUCCCUUUUAAUACACGCAAUGUGCAUCUGUCAUAAAAGUUGUGAUCACUUAAUAUCAAAACAUAAUCCCACUGGAAGUUAUUUGUAAGGCAUAAGUUGUUUUUUUUUAAACGUUUCUGGCAAUUAUCUGAGAAAUAUGACAAAUUAUAUAUGCAAAUGUAAGUAACCCGCGCCAGUCCAACAAACAAAAAAUACCUUUUCUACAUCAAUUUGUUAUUUAAUAUAAUAUCAUUGGUUCAUAAGGAACCAUAAAAGCUAAUCCUUUGAUCACACUCAUACGUGCAUUUACAUUAUCUAUCUUGAUUACUGUGAAUUAUUACUGAUUAUUCAUUUCUUAUUGAAACAUGUUAGCAAUGCUCAAAUAGACUUUUAUAAAGGGUUAUGGAGUGUCAUUUUCCCAGUGUUACUCAGUAAAAAGGAUGCAAAUGUAUGCAGUAGAAAUAUUCUCUUGCUAGAGAGCCUUAGUAACGCUGUAUCUCAUUUGCAAGGCAGUGAUAAUCAUCACUGAUGGUCUCUAGAUGUCGAUGCCUGGAGCAUACAGACAUAGGCUCUGUAUAUAACAGCCAACCUUUAACAAAAAGACUGAUAUAGGGGCCGAAUGAUCAAUCUCGAUACCGCUACUCCAUAACUUGUCCGCCUGCUCUGAGGCGGCGGACAGAAAUAAACCCAAUUGAAUACGAUCGGGUUGAUUGACACCCCUUGCUAGCAGCCGAUUGGCCGCAAAUCUGCAGGGGGCGGUAUUGCACAAGCAGUUCUGGUGAACUGCUUGUGCAAUGAUAAAUGCCAACAGCGUAUGCUGUCGGCAUUUAUCGAUGUGCAGCGGACAUGAUAGGCUACAUCGUAUCAUGUCGGCUAGCACGUUGAUAAAUAUACCCCAUAGUCUUUACUACAUGUUGUGCAUAUAUUGUCCCAUUAAUAACCUGUACUAAGAAGGGAGACCCUUUAAAUAUGCUGUUUAAUGCAAAACAGAUGCUUGUAACCAUAACGCUUUGAGUGACAGAUCGCUAUGUUUGUAUAUUAUCUUGUAGACAUUCAGGUCUUGUACUGACAUAGGACUAGAUUAUGAGUGGUGUGCUAUUUAUCGCUCCCGCACUAACUCCGCUAGAAGUAAGCUUUUUGCAUGCGUCGGGUACCGAGCGUAUUUCAAGUUGAAAGUAAAAAGUUUUCGCUCGUGUGCUAAACCCGACGUCCACAGAAAGCCAAACUUCGAAUAUCACGACCACGUAAAUGUAUUCCCCCCCAUAGACUUCAAUGGAGCGUGAAAAGUGUGGGGGGAAAAACUAACACCCAACAAGUCACGCAAACCCAAUCACAUUUUAUCAAGUGCGCUAACCCGACAUGAAAUUUUAAUUAGAUAUAUACAUAUAUAUAUAUAUAUAUAUAUAUAUAUAUAUAUAUAUAUAUAUAGGAAUAUGUAUUUAAAAAUACUUAGAACAUAUUACCCUAUGUGAAGAACAUUGUAAUGUGAAAUAUUUACAGUACAAACACAGUUAAACAAUUUAUUAAAUAUAAAUAUUGCAUAAAUAUGAUUUUCAUCUACUUGACUGCAAAGGGCUCGAAUGCACUUAGAUAUACUGUGUAUAUAUGUCUGUAAAUACAUAUAUACACAUAUAAAUACAUAGAUACAUAUGUAAAUACAUAUAUACACAUAUAAAUACAUAGAUACAUAUGUAAAUACAUAUAUACACAUAUAAAUACAUAGAUACAUAUGUAAAUACAUAUAUACACAUAUAAAUACAUAGAUACAUAUGUAAAUACAUAUAAACAAAAAAAAUAUAUAUAUAUAUAUAAAUACACACACACAUAUACAUCAUUAGACCUGUAUAUGUAUGUAUCUCUAUGUUAAAGCCCUUCAUAGUCCUUUUGUUUCUAACACCCGAGAUCUCAUAUCUUUGAGCCCUUAUAACUUUUUAAUGCAACUUAUUAUUUAAAAUAAUUUUUAUUAGAUUAUGUUAUUAUGAGUGUAACUUUACUUUUUCAUGGGUUUUGUGCAACUUUUUAUUCAAGCGUAACGGUUAACAAGAGCUCUGAAGUCGAGCUAACCCGUUGCGGGUUAAAUUACGCCCUAGCAAACACGUUAACUUUUAACUUGUAAUAUGCGCACUACUUCCCACAUGCAAACACCCGCAAUAAACCCCUUAUCGCUUUCACACAACUGUUAGUGCGCCACUCGUAAUAAAGCCCUUAAUUAUUAUUAUCGGUUAUUUGUAGAGCGCCAACAGAUUCCGCAGCGCUAAAUCUUUUGUUCAGUUCUAAAUGUAUUAAAUAAACCUUUACAAAAAUACAAAAAACCCUAAAGCCUUAACAUGGAAUAUGUUUUAUUCCAGAUGCACUAAAAUUGCAAUAAUAUUUUAUUGCUAAUUACACAAAUGUGUACGCAAUUAAGUUAAAAAAAAUAACUGUCCAAAACUGCUGGCACUUAAUACUGUUUUUGUUCUUCUUUAUGGUUUGGCGACCAGUUUUGCUCAUUUCAAGUAAACAGAUAUUUUGUUUUUCCAACAAUCUGUCUGUUUCUACAAUCAGCAGCAGUUUUAUACUAAUUCAAUUUCAUGGCCGUAUUUAAAGAGCCCACAUAGUUUUUAUUUAGUUUUGUUAUCGCUAUUAUAUUCACAGAUGUGGUCAGGAUAGUUGUGUAAAUGCACGUUAUUGGCUAAAACAAAAUCUUUAAAAUAAUAAAUAUAUUUUUAUUGCUAAGAGAAAAGUUUUUUUGUUUUUUUUUUCAUUUGCAUCUUUAAAGUGAUACUAAACCCAAAUUUCAGAUAGGGCAGUAAUUUUAAGCAACUUUCUAAUUUACUCCUAUUAUCAAUUUUUCUUCGUUCUCGUUUAUUUGAAAAAGCUGGAAUCUAAGCUAAUGACCUGACCCAUUUUUGGUUCAGAAUCCUGGGUAGCGCUUGCUGAUUGGUAUCAGCAAGCGCUACCCAGGUGCUGAGCCAAAAGUGGUCCGAUAGCAAGAGAACGGAGAAAAAAAAUUGAUCAUAGGAGUAAAUUAUAAAGUUGCUUAAAAUUGCUGCUCUAUUUGAAUCAUGAGAAAAAAAAAAUGGGUUAAGUGUCCCUUUAAAGGUUUAACGGCAUAUGUGCAAAUUAGCUGCCUUCAAAUGUUUUUCUAAUCUUCUUAAACACCCAAGCGUAUUAGGAUACUUGUAUUGUAUUGUAAAAAUACAUCAUUCAUUAAAAAAAAAAAAAUUAUUAGGCUGAACUACAGAACAUAAAAUGUGUGUAUGUGUAUAUAUAUAUAUAUAUAUAUAUAUAUAUAUAUAUAUAUAUAUAUAUAUAUAUAUAUAUUAUUUUUAUUCUAAAUCAGUAGGUUAAAACAUUUUUUACACAUUAAUAUGGGUGUUUGAUUGGUUUAGAAGAAUCAGUUCAUAACGUUUUUUUGCCAGAUUGUGUAGAAGAUGCAGUUACUAUUUUGUCGCCAUUAACGGUGUUUUGAAUUCCUCUGGCAGCGAAAGAGUUAAUAUAAGCUACCCGUGUUGGACAAUCCUAUGCUUUGCCGAACUUGCAACUGAAUGUAUUUUAUAAGCAUAAUAUUUGUACAAACUUUCUAUAAAAAUGUCUUCAAAGAAGACAAGAGUCUUUACUUUACGUAUAGCUAUAUUUUACUACAUUAUAUAUAUAAAGAUUAUAUUUAAAUGUUUUUAAGAGAAAUAUAAGUUACUCUAUAAGAUUGCUUUUUUUUAUCAUUUAAGUUACUGUGAAAAUGUCCACCCCCUGUAAAUAUCCGACCCCCCCCCCCCCCAAACUCCGUCCAUUUCACACUUUUUACUGAAAAAUGAUAGUUUGAAGUAUGGUUUGGACUAAAACAUUUGUAAAACACCUUAAAUGUAUAUUUUUGAGAGAAAUUUGUAUUAUCAUUGAUUUACUUUUUAUUGAUAAAUAUAUCUACAAAUUAAUAUUUUACAGUCUAAAAAUACCUAUUAUUCUAUGUAAAUGUAUAUAAAAUGUCACUUGCAAUUUAUCGGAA